AUGAAUACAGUCGACAUAGGACGGUGCAGCAAACGCAUCGUACAGUAUCUCUGGGACCCAGAGCCCAGGAAUGAUGAAGAUCCCACUUCCUCGAUAUGGUGCCUAGGAAUAGAGUAUCACCCCGAGAAGGAUGUCAGCCCAAGGGGGGAGACACCCGACAAGAACAGCGCCCGAGAUAACGCGACGGGAACGACCAACUAUCGGAAACCAUCAGAACAUGCGUGGCCCGAGUCGUUCCUGUUGGAUUUUGAAUCAAGAAUCUGGAUGACGUAUAGGUCCAAUUUCCCCCCGAUACCCAGAGUCGAGGGAGACGACAAAAGUGCAUCAAUGACACUGGGGAGCCUGCUGGCAAAUGCACUAUCUACGUUGGUCCUAGGACGUGACUGGCGCCGUGGAGCGAGGUUCGAGGAAGAGUCACAGCUACUGUCUCUUUUCGCCGACACACCAACUGCCCCCUUCUCUGUACAUCGGUUCGUCAAGCAUGGCGCCGAAUCGUGUGGGAAGUUCCCAGGGGAAUGGUUUGGGCCCUCCGCAACGGCCAAGUGCAUAGAAGCACUUUCGGCACAGUGUGGAAGUCCUACACUCAAGGUCUAUGUCUCUAAUGAUACAUCGGAAGUUUACCAGGACAGGUUCAUGAAUGUCGCCCGAAACUCUUCCGGUGUCUUUCAGCCUACCCUGAUACUGCUAGGAACAAGGCUCGGCAUCGACCAUAUCACUCCAGUCUAUUGGGAUGGCCUAAAAGCCACAUUGCAGUUCCCUCAAUCAGUCGGAGUUGCAGGGGGACGCCCGUCGGCGUCACACUACUUUGUUGGAGCCCAAGGGUCACAUCUAUUCUAUCUAGAUCCACAUUAUACCCGCCCUGCGCUUCCAGAUCGCCAAGGAGGCGAACUAUACUCAAAAGAGGAGGUUGAUACUUAUCAUACACGGCGCUUGAGAAGAAUUCACGUGCGGGACAUGGAUCCGAGCAUGCUUAUAGGCUUCCUCAUCCGAGACCAGGAAGAUUGGGACGACUGGUUAAACCGCAUACAAGCCGUCAAGGGACGGCCGAUAAUCCAUGUACUCAAGCAGAUGAAUCCUGACCACGAUCAGGAAGCAGAAGCACUUGACCAGGUUGAAGCGCUGGAUGAUAUCGAAUAG
This is a messenger RNA of Aspergillus neoniger CBS 115656, 1137 nucleotides long. RefSeq names its product cysteine protease ATG4. Lineage: Eukaryota; Fungi; Ascomycota; Eurotiomycetes; Eurotiales; Aspergillaceae. The record is from RefSeq and is a predicted model, not a curated record. The transcript is spliced from 6 exons. The coding region runs from base 1 to 1137 and encodes 378 amino acids. Gene Ontology annotation, molecular function: protein-phosphatidylethanolamide deconjugating activity.